This is a messenger RNA of Dicentrarchus labrax (European seabass), 498 nucleotides long. Its product is annotated as putative transmembrane protein INAFM2. Lineage: Eukaryota; Metazoa; Chordata; Actinopteri; Moronidae. The transcript has 2 exons. The coding region runs from base 1 to 498 and encodes 165 amino acids. The record is from RefSeq and is a predicted model, not a curated record.
AUGCGGGACCCUCGGACGUGGACCCCCGCACUGGGGCCGUUGGAGCGGGGCAGACCCGCCACCUACACCGGGGAGAAGAAGGCGCAGCUGGUGGCCAAAGCCAACAAGAAGUGGGUCCGACUGACCACCGUGGUGGUCUACGUCCUGUCCGUGUCCCUGGCCGCGGUGGUUCUGGCUGUGUACUACAGUCUCAUCUGGAAACCCACACCCGGACCCGCACUGACCCGCACCGGGGAACCGGCAGCCGCGACCUCCAGGACCGGUAUGAAUGUGACUGAUCCGGAUCAGAGUAAAUGUCUCAAUAACAUUAAUAUGAAUAAAGUCUCCGGUUCCGGUCCACCGGGACCCUCUCCCGGAGUCUCCUCCACCGCAGCAGCCGCUCAGAGCUCAUCCUCCCCGGCUCUGACCUCCGCGGAGCCGCCCGCUGUAACGGCGGAGGAUCCGUCCAACCUACCGACUCACCGGGCCACCGCGGGGGGACAGGACCCGGAGGUUUGA